UCUAAUGUUUUUAAGACCAGAGCCAGAUUUUUAUCUCAAUGAGAGUCUCAGCCUUGAGAAGACUUCGCAUCACUCUCAUGUUGAGCUCAAGAUCAGGACAUGCUUUUCCUUCACCAAGGCCGAAUACAUCUUUUCGAAGACUGUGGCCUCAGCGUUUUUUUUACAUUGAUACACUGACUAUAUAAACCCCCUUAAGUUCACCACACAAGUCACAUCCUCAUCUCUCUCUCUCAUCUACCAGUCCAUUUGGUUCCUCUCUCCUCCGACCAGCUGAGGAGCAAAAACAACCAUACGAUGUCUGCUGUGAAGUGUCUGGUGUCUCUGAUGGUGGUGCUGGUGGCUGCAGUGUGUGUGGUUCAUGCACAGGAGAGGAUUAAGAUGUGUGGGAGAGAGCUGAUACGUCUGGCCGUCUCGUCCUGCGGUAACUCUCGGCUGAGGAGAAGCAUCCCGGACGUGGAACUGGGGCAGUACACCUCUCACUGGGACCAGGACGCCUCCACAGAGGAGCACCAGGCUAUGGAGAUGGUCCACGUCCCUCAAGAGGAUGUUGUAUCGCUGGCUCCUCACUGGUACCCCUUGUCCUCCCGGAUGAGACGUGCUGCUGGGAAAAUAUCUGAUAUUUGUUGUCAGGAAGGAUGCAGCAUGAAAGAGUUGAUCCAGUUUUGCUAGAUGCAUCUCCCUUCUUGUCAUGCAGCAAAAAUGUGGUCUGCGCUGGGAAGUUGCUUAAAGGGAGCUUUUCCAUGUUGCCUUAUCCUUGAUGUAGUAUUCUGGCCAAAACUACACAUAUUCAGUUAUAGAAACUUGAUCUUAUUAGAUAAAUUAUUUACUGUCAU
This is a messenger RNA of Epinephelus lanceolatus (giant grouper), 833 nucleotides long. It is a transcript of the gene insl3, whose product is annotated as insulin-like 3 (Leydig cell). Gene Ontology annotation, molecular function: G protein-coupled receptor binding; hormone activity. Lineage: Eukaryota; Metazoa; Chordata; Actinopteri; Perciformes; Serranidae. The record is from RefSeq and is a predicted model, not a curated record. Gene Ontology annotation, biological process: adenylate cyclase-inhibiting G protein-coupled receptor signaling pathway. Gene Ontology annotation, cellular component: extracellular region.